Molecule: messenger RNA, 1768 nt
Organism: Phyllotreta striolata
Lineage: Eukaryota; Metazoa; Arthropoda; Insecta; Coleoptera; Chrysomelidae
Source: the annotation of a GenBank genome assembly
UUGAACAUGGCGAAAAUGGACGUGUGGGCAGCUUUAAUGUCAACUAACAAUUAAACAAAGUCUCUAGCAAUAAUUACUUAUUAUCGCGAUAUUGUAUAAUAAUUUCAAUACCAUGCGUUUUUGACGUGUCAGUUUUAAAGUGCCCGAUAAGUUCUUCCUUUUAUUUAAACGUAGAUAAUAAAAAAUGUAGCAGGCCAUAUUUACUCUUAUCUGGGAGUUUAAAUUGAAGAUUGUUCUUCUGAAAUACGAUUCCAUGAUUUUGCUACACACGAUAAUUUUAUAUGUAACAUGCGAAUAAAACGCACAUUAACAAUAGGAUUUAUAUUCACAAUAUGGACGUCUGUGCUGUUUAUAACUUACCUGUACCAUCCAGGCCAGUCGAACGAUGAUUCCGGCAAAUUAAACAAUAAAAUGGUGAUAUUGGAACAAGGCAUAUCGGAGGAGUUUGCGAAGAACGAUGUCAUGAUCAAAGAUGCUCAAAAACUAUUAGAAACCAAAAAGAUUACUAAGGACAUGCUAAUGCGGGAAGACAUACGAAACGUUAAAAUACCUAUACUCGUGUUCGCUUGCAAUAGAGUGACUGUUACUAGAUGUUUAGACAGUCUCAUUAGAUUCAGACCGGAUCCCGAUCGGUUUCCCAUAAUCGUCAGUCAGGACUGCAAUCACGACGAGACGAAGCAGGCCAUAGAAAACUAUGGAUCGCAGGUUUCACUGAUCCAACAGCCCGAUCAAUCCGACAUACAAGUACCCCCGAAGGAGAAGAAGUUCCGGGGCUACUUCAAAAUAUCGAGACACUACGGCUGGGCUUUGAACCAGAUGUUUUUCAAUUUUAACUUUAGCACAGUCAUCAUAGUAGAAGACGAUUUGGAAGUGGCGCCGGAUUUUUUCGAGUACUUCCUGGGGGCCUAUCCGGUGCUUCUGGCCGACGAGACACUGUGGUGCGUCUCGGCGUGGAACGACAACGGUAAAGAGGACCUGGUCAAUAUGCAGAGGCCGGAUUUGCUCUAUCGGACAGACUUCUUCCCCGGGCUGGGCUGGAUGUUGACCAAAAAUGUUUGGUCGGAGCUGUACACGAAAUGGCCGAGGGCGUACUGGGAUGACUGGAUCCGAGAUCCUUCGCAGAGAAAAGGGAGGUCCUGCAUUAGGCCCGAAAUAUCCAGGACGAGGACUUUCGGAAAAACGGGAGUAUCUAACGGCAUGUUUUUCGAGAAACAUUUGAAAUACAUAAAAUUAAACGAAGAACCCGUGCCUUUUACCAAAAUGGAUCUCAGUUAUUUGUUGAAAGACAAUUACGACAAUGAAUUCGUGAAGAAAGUUUACCAAAGCCCCGUGAUCAAUUACGAAGAUUUGAAAGCUGAUAAAGUAGAUUACGAGGAUCCAUAUAGAAUCGUUUAUAGAAGUAGGGAGGAAUACAAAAGGAUAACAAAAAAAUUAGGACUAAUGGACGAUUUUAAAAGUGGUGUACCUAGGACAGCUUACAAAGGUAUUGUAACGUUCCAUUACAAAGGAAGAAUGGUACAUUUGGCCCCGAAUGUCAAUUGGAAAGGUUACGAUGUCACGUGGAGUUAAUUUCUUUUCUUUUGAUAGUAUUUAUUUUUCUAAUCGAUUCCAAUACGUAUAUAUGAAAUAUGUACAUAAGUUAUUUUAACUCUUUGUGAUAUUUUACUUUAUCGAAUUCCCUUUGUUCGGGACGUUGUUAAACAAUGGUACAUGGCUUCUCAUUGAUGUGUAUAUAAUAAUGACAAAUUAAAUUCAUUAUGGUUGUGAA